GGGUUUGAAUUGAAAUUUUUCUUUGCUCUGGGAUUGAUACUGCGAUAGGCAAUUGCGGACGCGAACUCCAUGUUUCUCUAGCCACGGGAGUGCCAACGAGAUUUUCUUUCGGAGAGCGAGCAUUCAGUAUCGACCUUGCGCUUCGUGCGUGCUGCUUUGAGAUUGAUUCUUAUCCGCCGGGCACAGUAUAAGAUGACCGAGCACUAUGCUUGUGCAGCUAGGUUCAUUCCACAGCACAGACAGACAUGGCUACUCACUCAGACUCGUUAUGCGCGCACACUCUACCCCACUUCCUAACCGGCUGCCUGGUAUGCCGGCUUCGGAGUAAGAAGUGUAGUGGGUCUGAUGGUGGAACCUGUCUUGAAUGCCUCAAUUUACGCAUUGAGUGCGUAAGGAGAUACAACCCUGUACCGUCUUGGAUGGAGUGCUCAGCCGAUGGGCAGGCCUGUCUUCAAGAGAUAAGGGCUGCAAUUAGCACUAGACGUCGUCGUAGACACGUCGCUGCUUUGCCCAUAACCAGAGCAUUCGCGACUCAAGUCAUGACUUCAUCCACGCCCCCAGGCGUUGCGUCCUUUUCUGAGUCUUCCUCCGAGCCGCCCCACACUCCUUUAACACCUGUCAACCCUGACGAAGAUCUGAACUACAUUUUGCAAUCUGGCAACGGAUCUGGAAUCCUGCCAGAUUUAUCCAAACAACCUAUGGCGUCAAGCAAUAGCUUAAAUCCGAAUUUUUUCGUUCCUUUCGAUCUCUAUGACCCGUCGCAGUCCUCUCUCUAUGGUAGCGCCAGUACAUCUUCCUCGAAUGCAUCGUGGUUUACCAAAGGGGAUCCAACCGAGCCUUCAGAUGUCGUAGUUUUCCCUUACACAGGCACCCCCAGCGUUUCUGGUUCGACGGACUUUCAAGCACCGAUUGCUGGCAUUCCACUAGCACAGCCUCUGUUUCCACCUCCCCCUUUCAUGCCUUCAGGUCCCACUGAAGUUAUGCCGUCCAUCGAAAUUUUGGGGGUUUAUUUGAGAAGCAUCGGGUAUGAUAUCGUACCGCUCAAUCACUGACAGGCAUUGCAACAGAUAGCAAGGACCAAUAUGUCCUGUAUUGUCUGAUGCAUUGCCGCGCUUGUCUGUUCAUGGUGGCCUUGCAACUGAGCGGGCACGGUGUCCCCAAGCUUACACGGACCCAUGUUAUGUAUGAUAAUCUCCGAACCCCCCCAUCAUGCUCUUCUGACCCAAGUACCCAAUUCCCUUACUGUAUCCCUCCAUAUUGUACAUAAACGACUAUCGUACCUAAGAUAUGACUUAAUCUGAGUUCUUUCGUGCCAGUACUACAUCAUGAUGGAAAGUUGGUCAGCAGGCUCCGGGAUCGCCAUUUUCGUCAGUGUUUGAUCGAAAGCAGCAACCCCCUCCCGCUUUCUUUGGGAGGGGAUGUCUUUUCUCAUCCCUCAAUCUCAGCUUUUUCUGGACAAGGAAACUUCAGGAAGGGCAAAUCUGUGAGUCUAUUUAAAGCGG
Messenger RNA from Cantharellus anzutake, 1502 nucleotides. RefSeq lists its product as uncharacterized. Gene Ontology annotation, biological process: regulation of DNA-templated transcription. The record is from RefSeq and is a predicted model, not a curated record. The transcript has 4 exons. Gene Ontology annotation, molecular function: zinc ion binding; DNA-binding transcription factor activity, RNA polymerase II-specific. NCBI's taxonomy places the organism in Eukaryota, Fungi, Basidiomycota, Agaricomycetes, Cantharellales, Hydnaceae. The coding region runs from base 246 to 1052 and encodes 268 amino acids.